Molecule: messenger RNA, 1757 nt
Organism: Phalaenopsis equestris
Lineage: Eukaryota; Viridiplantae; Streptophyta; Magnoliopsida; Asparagales; Orchidaceae
Product: F-box protein At5g46170-like
Exons: 2
Coding region: 388-1497 (369 amino acids)
Molecular function (GO): protein binding
Source: RefSeq, a predicted model, not a curated record
AAAAUCUCCUAGAUAAUAUAAAAGAAUGAGCCCUCAGGUCUGAUUCUUCGCUGUUACAGAGCGCGGGCAGCUCAGUGUCGCGUUAAAACCCUAGAUGUAAUCUCUUCUUAGCUGCCCUAAUGUCUUCUCCCUUCUUUUACACGGAAGGCCUUGCAACCGGACUGAAUCUUUGUUCGGCUGAGAUCGCUAUGUUUUCCGUUCUUCCUCAGCGGAUCUAAGGUAACCGGAUUUGGUUUCCCUGCUAAAGAUGGCUUCUUGCAAGAGGAACUACCCGCUUCUUCGUUUCUGAUUAGGGAGAAGAGAUCGCCGAGUCCUCAUAUUCUGCAUAAAAAUCAGAGAAAAGGUGCACUGCUCCCUUAAAAAUCAAAGCUUUACAGUUGAAAAAAAAUGCAAUCGAAAGCUCGAAUCUAUGCCGAUCCACCUCUCCACAGCGAUCAAUUUGAUCGGAUCCCAGACUCCAUCGUCCUCUUAAUCCUCAACAAGGUUGCUGAUGUUCGCGCGCUCGGUCGCUGCUCUGCGGUAUCAAAGCGAUUCAAUUUCCUGGUUCCUCUUGUUCAUGACAUCUAUGUCAAGAUCGACCGCGUUGUCACUGUGGACGGCGAUCCCUCAGAUGAAUCCCUAAACCUCUCUUCCCCUAAGCCCCGCAACCUCUUCUCCCACCUCCUUAAGCUCGUCCUCUUCACCAUUCUGAAACCAUUCCACCAUCUCCGAAACCCUAGCAGCGGCAACAAACCUCUUCUCCCUCAGCUUUCCCACCAUUCCCCCGCUCAAGUCCUCAAAAACUUCACCCAAAUUCGAAAUCUUCAUAUCGAGCUUCCUGCAGGCGAUGUCGGCACGGAGGACGGGGUGCUCCUCAGAUGGAGGGCUGAGUUUGGAAGCACGCUUCAGAACUGUGUGAUUCUCGGAGGAACUCCGAUCGAUCGAAAGAGCAACCUCUUUGAUCAGGAUCCAUUUCCUGCGGCGGAAGACAGUGGGAGCAUACCUGAGUCGUUCUACACGAAUGGUGGGUUAAAGCUGCGAGUCGUUUGGACGAUUAGCUCGCUGAUCGCUGCUUCAACCAGACAUUAUCUUCUUCGACCGAUUAUUAAGAACCACCCCACGCUCACAAGCUUGGUUCUGACCGAUUCUGAUGAGCAGGGCACAUUGAGCAUGGGGGCGGAACAGUUGAGGGAGUUCAGGGAGAAGCCAUUAGCAGCUUCUGCUUCAGCCAAUCGAACACAGGUCCCCGCAUCAAAUAUGAAGCUAAGGUACGCUCCUUACCUCGAGCUUCCUGGAGGAAUAGGUAUGCAAGGAGCGACCUUGGUGGCGAUAAGGCCUUCAGCAGAGGGCAGCAGCGCCGGCGCCGCCGUCGCCAGCAGCGGCGGCGGAGUGAGUAAUGGUGGUGGCAGGAAGGAAGCUGAGGCCUUUCUGAAUAGCUCAUUCGACGGUCCUUUCCGAGCUGCAGUGAAAAUGCUUCUGAAGCGCAGGACUUACCUCUUGGAGAUGAAUGGAUUCUGAUAAAUCUUUUCAGAAAUUCGAGGUUGCAGUCUUUCAGCUUCAAUCAGUAGAGCUUCGCUUCUUUUCUGACCUUUAGUUCCAGAAAAAUCACAUCUUUGCUUCAGUUUUUAUGUGUACAGGAAUAAUUUCAUGUUAAAUCUCUGUGAUUAAUGCAGUGCUUUAUCAUGUCUGUGUAAUCAAUCUGUCAUUUCUGGUUAGAAGAAGCAGCAGAGAUGAAUCUUCUUACAGUUCCUACUUUAAAGUUUCUUAUUUUUACGUAA